Myotis lucifugus (little brown bat) is the source of this 745-nucleotide messenger RNA. RefSeq names its product ornithine decarboxylase-like. NCBI's taxonomy places the organism in Eukaryota, Metazoa, Chordata, Mammalia, Chiroptera, Vespertilionidae. The record is from RefSeq and is a predicted model, not a curated record. Gene Ontology annotation, cellular component: cytoplasm. Gene Ontology annotation, molecular function: ornithine decarboxylase activity. The annotation marks the transcript as partial. The transcript is spliced from 5 exons.
CUCUGGAAGCUCGUUGAUGAAGGAUAUCAUCCCCCUGGGGCCUGAGGAAUCUGCCAUGGACGUGGUCUUGAAGAAGAUCCGGGAGCUCUCUGAUUCGGACCACCGAGACCCCUUCAUGGUGGGCGACCUGGGAGUGUUGGCCAGCCGCCACCAGGCCUUCUGCCAGGCCCUGCCAAGGGUCUCGCCCUUCUAUGCGGUGAAGUGUAACAGCAGCCCCUGGGUGCUGCGUGUCCUGGCCGCCCUGGGCACAGGCUUCGACUGUGCCAGCCAGGGGGAGCUGGAGCAGGUGCUGGGCCUGGGCGUGGCCCCCUCACGCAUCAUCUAUGCCAACCCCUGCAAGCCCAUCUCCCACCUGCAGUAUGCUGCCCGCCAUGGGGUGCAGCUCCUGACCUUCGACAGUGAGGAGGAGCUGACCAAGGUGGCCCAGCACCACCCUGGGGCCAGGCUGGUCCUCCGACUGUGGACCGAGGACAGCCAGAGCCUCAUCCCCAUGAGCGCCAAGUUUGGGGCCAGCCUGGAGCUGUGUGGACACUUGCUCAAGUCCUCCCGAGACCUAGGCCUGGCUGUGGUGGGAGCCAGCUUCCACGUGGGCUCGGGCUGCCAGAAUCCCCACAGCUUUGCACAGGCCAUCGCCGACUGCCGGCACGUGUUCGAGAUGGGCCGUGGGGUCGGGCAUGACAUGAACAUCCUGGAUAUUGGAGGGGGCUUCCCCGGAGUGGAGGGCUCUGAGCCGGAGUUUGAGGAG